This is a messenger RNA of Penicillium lagena, 633 nucleotides long. RefSeq lists its product as uncharacterized. NCBI's taxonomy places the organism in Eukaryota, Fungi, Ascomycota, Eurotiomycetes, Eurotiales, Aspergillaceae. The transcript is spliced from 2 exons. Bases 1 to 633 code for a protein of 210 amino acids. The record is from RefSeq and is a predicted model, not a curated record.
AUGGAGGCGGAACCAUCCUCCCCAUCCUCCUCGAUAGAGGCCUCUCGCGAAAGCUCCCUCUUCCUCAAAAUCAUCCACUGGCACAAGCUCUUCGACUCCGACAGUCCACCGCGCCUAGGCAUUGACGUCCAAAAGCGCAUUCCCUACGCCACCAUGUCGGCCUUCUCCACGGGUCUCGCACUGGGUUACUAUCACGGCAGCAACAAAGCGGGCCUGCGCUUCCGGGCUGAGAAUGCGCAUCGGUUCCCCACGACCUCUUCCGGCUGGUUCCAGUACCACAAAACGAAGAAUUAUCUGUCAGUCGUCGGCGGUGUCAAGGAUGGAAUGAAGAUGGGCUGUAAGCUGGGUGUCGGCGCUAUGGCCUUUUGUCUAUUUGAGGAGACGGUCGAUUAUGCGAGGCAUGAUGAGAGGGAUUUCUUGUCGACGGUGACGGCGGGACUGUCUUUCUCGGGGAUAUACAGUUUAUUGGCUCGCCAUGAUGUCUAUACGGCUGCGCGCACUGCAAAACUCGGGCUGAAAUUGAGCUUCGCAUAUGGACUGUUGCAGGAUGCUUUGGAAAGCUUGAAGGGCAAUCGGCCCACAUAUGUGGAUUUCAUCUUGGGGAAUCGUCGGUCCCAGAAGACUGCUGUGUGA